Messenger RNA from Varanus komodoensis (Komodo dragon), 1012 nucleotides. Its product is annotated as cytochrome c oxidase assembly factor 6 homolog. Gene Ontology annotation, biological process: respiratory chain complex IV assembly. The record is from RefSeq and is a predicted model, not a curated record. The coding region runs from base 435 to 743 and encodes 102 amino acids. Lineage: Eukaryota; Metazoa; Chordata; Lepidosauria; Squamata; Varanidae. The transcript has 3 exons. Gene Ontology annotation, cellular component: respiratory chain complex IV; mitochondrion.
GCGGGGGAGCACCCACUCGCGUCUGCCUGAACUAUGGGGCGCAGCGGCCGCCUCGCCAGGCAAGGAGAGCAGCUUCUCCUGGGUGCCGUCUCCUCCCGCCGUCCGCAGUGUUCUCACCUGGACUAUCGUAUGAGAGAGGCAAGGGUUGAUUCGGAUGCUGUAAGAGUAUCGUCUUCGCAAGCAAGCAACAGCGAGGAGCGCUAGAGUAGUGGCACCUGUUUCUAAGGGGCCCGAUCAGGAUUCCUGAAGGGAACCCGAUGCAAAAGGUCGCAUGAGCUACUGCGAGGCAGGAAGAAAAGGGAUGCGGGCAGCCAGCGUUUUCCGUCUUUCAGCGACGCACAUCAUGCCGAAGUUAAGGGCUCUGCGGUCCCUCUUUGAUGGUCUGUUGAGCUGAGGCUUUUAAGAAGGGUUGUCCAGAGGAACAUAGUGCUGCCAUGUCACACGUGCUGCUUAAAGUGCCUUUUGGGGCUGCAGUCUAUUCACACUUACCUGAGAUUACAGAAAUGUCUGCCCCAUCAAUGAAGGAAAGGAAGGCUUGCUGGGGAGCCCGGGAUGCAUAUUGGAAGUGUUUAGAUGAAAAUAAGGAAGAUGAAUCUAUGUGUAAGAAGUUUAGAUGUUCUUAUGAAAAUAGCUGUCCACAACAGUGGGUUAAAUAUUUUGAUAGAAGAAGAGAUUAUUUAAAGUACAAAGCACAGCUGGAAGCAGGAGAAUUUCAACCUUCAGAAACAACUGGGACGUCAUAGCUAUUCAUCAGCUUUCACAAAAAGAAGCUUACAAAAGAAGAUUACAAAAGACAACCAGCAGUGUGAUACCAAUGUUGUAGGUAUCAGUAAAGGACAUUGAUGGGCCUAUAAAUAACUCUUAAGAACUUUAUCUGGCACUGAUGUGAAGGCUCCAGCUGCUGUAUUCUUUAAAUACAUGAUCAUGUUGAGAGGGAACACCCAUCCGGUCUCCCUCAUCACUGAAAGGCUGCUACCAAUAAAUUAUGAACAAGUAUGCUUGUCAGCUCAAA